This is a messenger RNA of Ogataea angusta, 1242 nucleotides long. RefSeq lists its product as uncharacterized. The coding region runs from base 1 to 1242 and encodes 413 amino acids. The transcript has a single exon. Lineage: Eukaryota; Fungi; Ascomycota; Pichiomycetes; Pichiales; Pichiaceae. The record is from RefSeq and is a predicted model, not a curated record. Gene Ontology annotation, biological process: tRNA methylation.
AUGUCUGAGACGAUCCGGCGAUGUCCGUAUUUCUUGCCCCACAAGGGCCGGCCGUGCGGUGUGCAGCUUCGCAGCGACACGCAGUACUGCUACAACCACCUGCCGCAGGGCGAGCUGUUUUCUAAGACCAAAAACGGGAAAACCGUCACCAGAGUCCCGUGUCCUCUGGACCCGUCGCACACUGUCUGGUCCGACAAGCUGGGCCGCCAUCUCAAAACGUGCAACACGCUCAGAAAGAAGCUGGAGUUUGAAUCCAACGUGGGCAAAUUCCCGUGGCUGGUGGUCGAUUUCAACGUCCAGGGAGAAUCUGCGCUGGAAAAUAGUCCGCUGGACUACGCCGAGUUUGCAGCCUUCGUGCGCCAGUUCAGCGACGCUUACAAACAGUUGUACUCUGCGGACCUCGAAAUGAGCCAGAUCGACUACAAAUACGGGCUCGAAGAGCGGAUGAACGAGCUCAGUAACCGCAAGCACGUGACGCAGCAGGCGUCGCUGAUCGGCCACAUGGCGCACGCAAACCUGCUCAGCGACGGCGCUGUCUACGUUGAGUUUGGCUGCGGCCGCGGCGAGUUUGCCAGGUAUCUUCUGCGAGCCCUGGAUACUGAUCCGGGCAUGGUAGCAGGCGACAAACAGGUACUGCUGAUCGACAGACAGUCGCCACGGAUGAAGUUCGACACUAAGAUGAAAGAAGAGCACGCUAGGGGUGCAGUCUGUGUCACCCGGCUCAAAACAGACAUCAAGGACCUGGACCUGGCGACGGCAGUCAGGAGUCUAGAGAAUCCGGGCAAGGUGGUCGGCUUCUCGAAGCAUCUGUGUGGAACCGCGACAGAUCUCACGUUGCGGUGUCUGCUGAACGCUCAGCGAGAUCCCGAGUUCCAGUUCUCUGGCUUUUUGGUGGCCAUGUGCUGUCGCCACGCUUGUAAAUAUAACUGGCUGCUCGAGGAAUCCCGGGCCUACCUAAAGGAGAACUUUGGCAUUGGACAGCAGGAGUUUGUUUACUUGUCCAAGAUGGCUUGCUGGGCCACGAGCGGGGUGCGGCCGGGAAUGAGCGAGAACGACGGAGCAGAUCAUUUUACGGGGCUUAAUCUGAAACAGAGGACAGAGAUCGGGCUCCAGGCCAGACGAGCGAUCGACGAAAGCCGUGUCUACGCGAUGCAGCAGCGCGGAUUAUCCACAAAAUUGUUCAACUAUGUGAGUCCAGACGUCAGCAUGGAAAAUAGCUGCAUGUUGAUAAAAAAUAUAUAA